This is a messenger RNA of Ictalurus furcatus (blue catfish), 4820 nucleotides long. RefSeq lists its product as uncharacterized. Gene Ontology annotation, cellular component: mitochondrion. The coding region runs from base 1909 to 2742 and encodes 277 amino acids. NCBI's taxonomy places the organism in Eukaryota, Metazoa, Chordata, Actinopteri, Siluriformes, Ictaluridae. The record is from RefSeq and is a predicted model, not a curated record. Gene Ontology annotation, biological process: regulation of autophagy. The transcript has 2 exons.
UGAUUUGAUUAAACAUUGAAAAUUUGUUUAUUAUUGUUAAUUUUGCUGUCUGGUUGGUUUUUGUUUUUUCAAAUAUUACUCAUUACACAUGAUGUAUUCAUGUCUAUUUAUUGACCUGUAUAUUGCAUAUACAUAUUUACACUCUAUUUAAUUCAAUUCAGUUUUAUUUGUAUAGUGCUUUUAUCGUGCUUGAUGUAGUCCUGUGCACUAUGUGCUUCAAUCUUAUUCUGAAGAAGUGACAUUUUGUUCCAACGUACACAGCUUAAAUGGAGGAAUAACAAUUGACUAUUUUUUCUGGGAUUUUCUGUAAAUACAGUAGUAUACAUUUUUAUGCCACAGUACUAUUGAAUUCUCAAAUCUCACUGGUCAGAAGUUGUUGAUUAAUAUCAGUAACAAAAGCACUGUCCAUAGCGACUGCUAAAAUCCAAAUCAUAGCUUUAUAUUAACACGUUCAUGCUAGUAUGUUAUUGUUUCCAUAGUAACAGCUAGUUCACAGGGACUUCAUAAUAAUAUAAGACUAAUAAUAAAAGGGUUAAAAAUGUGUGGUUAUUUAACAAAGACGUGUAUUUGUUGAUAUGGUACCGCUUUCUGUAAAGAGAUGUUUAUUUCACAUUUAUGGAAGGAGUCUCCAGUACCAGUGGCAUUAAAUGUUGCUACAAACAGUUAAAAGUGUCACUUCUUGUUUAUAAAUAAAUUGAAAAUAAUCGUAGCUGUUGGCAAGUUGUUGUAGUGUAAGAGGAAUCAAAAAAUCAGUCCAGGACAUCCCGUUUUUGGAAAAUAAUCAACUUAAACUCAGUCGGGCCUCAUCACACCACCUCGUAUUUUAUUCUUUUCCUACAACACGCCCUGUCAUGUUUUAUUCCUUAUUUGUCCUCCUGACUACAGCAAUUUAAAGUUAAGCUGCAUUUGGGAAAGUCAGUGCUUUGUCAGCUAUUUGCUUGCCUUGUGUGUGUGUGUGUGUGUGUGUGUGUGUGUUAGGAGAAAAACCUGACGAGGUUAACAUUUCUUAGAGUGCAGUUAGAAAGCGAGUGAGGGAAUGUGUUUAUUCUGGCAAUACAUACACACACCCACACACACACACACACCCACACACAUACACACACACAUUUAUGAGGUGCAGCAUGAGAGCAAUCAGCUGUAGUUUUGUUUCUCUAGGCACUGUCUAAGUUUGCCACGCAAUCAAAAGCCUUAUGAACAUGAACCGAGUGAGGGAUUCAUAUAGACACAAAGCAACACGACUAUAUACUCACUUUACCUGAGAUAAAGCCUGUCAUUCAUAAAUCUCAGGUGAAUAUUUUGAAAAUGACAAAGAAAACAAAGAUCUGAGUAAGGCCAAAACUGAUUUAAGAUGGCUUCCCAUAAAGACUGUACUUCUAAGCGUUGUUGAAUGUUGAUAGUUUGAGAGAACAUAAGCGUUCCUUGGGAGGAAUUUUGGUAUGACAGGUCUUGUUAAAUAUCUCAUUCUGGAAACAAAUGAUCUAAUAAGCUUGUGCAGUAUAAUGAGUCUCUAGCUACAGGAAAGCUGGUGAAACAAACAGCAUCAGCUGAGCACUGACUGAUCUGAGCAUCGCAAAGUUAAGAUCAUUUAACCAGAAAAGAGAGAGAGUGUUCAACAUCACGCUUGCUCUACCAUUUAGCGAUGAUCUUCGUGCUGCGAUGCUUCUGGAAAAAUCUGCCCUGAUCUGUCCUAUUAACCAUAUAGUACAAGCAAUAUAGUAUAUCAGUCCUCAUCUUCUAAUACAAUGAAAAAGCUUUUUUUUUUUUUUCAUUCUUCUCCUUCAUUCUCCUACGCCUCAUCCUCCUCUUAAUCCUCCUACUGACUCACCCCUUUGCCUCGUCCCUCGCUCCCACCCUCCCUCCCUCUAUCAACACGCUCCUCUCCUCGCAUCAGCCGAAUCCAUUUUGCAAAUGAUUGUGCGCAGCUACAGGGACGGGAAUGAACCGGUGGCACUAUUUUUAGCCCAAGCCAAAGGAGGGUGGAGGAAGCAAGCGGGCGAGCAAAUGAUGAUGCGGCCCAGGUCUAGACUGCUGGCUAAGAGAGGCCUCCCAACCAUCCGCGAGGGUUCGGAGGAGCUUGUGCAUGACCUGAACCAGACCAACAGCCAGCACAGCAGUGCACAGGACUACUUCCACUCCAUCUGCCAGCUGGCCCGGCCUACAUUUCCCUUGCAUGAGCCAGACCGUGACAUCCUGUCCAUCGGCAGGCUGGACUCUCCAAAACCAUGUUUGCGCCCACACCGUUUGCGCCAGCUUGCGCAGCCCCUAACCUGCCCCGCUGACACCUCCACAACCCAGUCACCCAAGGUGGAGACACCGGGGCCUUCUUCAUCAGACCAAGAGCAAGCCCAAGGUUCAGAGCAGGACUGCCCAACUUCGACUGACCCGCUGGAGUACCUCUACGGCUACAGAGAAGCAGAAGCUUCCUCUUCCUCUACCAGAAGGGUCAGCAUUCCCCUUCGCAGGGCACGCAGUGUACCCUGCCCUGGUCUUGAUGUCCAGAACAAAAGCAGUUGUCCUGAUCUGCGUCUACCAGAGUCUGUCCUCUCUCCUGUUGUGCCACAGCGCUCGCCGCUUAGCAGAAAGAAGCUAGAUGGCGCCAAGGUCGAGUGUGGUUGGAGGGCAAAAAGCAGCCGCAGCUUGGACAAACAAACAAUUGUGUCGCACUGGAUCUCUGAGUGCCGGAGUGCAUGGAGGGAAGCCCGUAUCCAUGCCUGCAUGCUGCCCGCCAUUGCUGAGAAAUAAUGCUUCUCCAUUUCUCGCAAGCUGUAUCUCCCUGCGCUGUCUAAAAACAUUUAGCAAUAUCACUAGAGGAAUGAUGUGACUUCACAUUUUCAAGUUUAUAUACCUAACCAUUUUUUAGGUGUAAACUAAGCAAAAGUGAUCCUAUAGAUGGUGACGUGUUAAUGCCACACCAGUGUGUAGAUUUAUGCUAAAUGUCAGUGAUAAAACUGGUCAUUGUCAGUCCAGUCAUAUCCAGUUGUGAUCAAUAACUGAAUUGGUUGUUGGAAGACUUUAACAUUACUUGGUGAUUUGAAGAAAAAAAAAGACAUUAAAACUGCAGUACUAAAAUACAAUGCUCUGUAGUUACAUUUAAGAUGGUAGAAUAUUAUCCAAUGUGAAGAGAAUGCACAAACAGAUAUCACUGUGUGUUUGUUAUAUGAUUUAUUUGCUUCUUUUUUUUUUGUAAAAUCCUGUUUGUGCAAGUCAUCUAUGGCAGCUAAGGCAAAGCAGAUCGCUUGACAAAAUACAUCCCAAAAUAUUUCCGAGAGAUUCAAGACAGCUAAUUUAUUCUGAACUAUGGUUACAGCGAACUAAUAUAAAAUGCUGUUCCUCAUAUUUGCCCUUGUGUAUCUGGAAGAAGCAUACAUAUCAGAAAGACAAUCUCUUUGUGAAUAUAUUUAUGAAUUAUGGUAUUCCCAAAGAGAUCCUGUUUUGCCUAGUUUGCUUGGCAAAAAUCCAACUGCUGAAAGAGUAAAAACAACCAAAUGAAAGGGGUAAUAAUUCAAUUUAACACUGACCCAAAGCUUGUGGUAUCACACAAGCAAUAACUCACUGCCAUCUGCUGCCUACGCAGAUGUUUGUGAACAUCCGUAAUUGGCCCAUGUUGAUAGUUGUCAAUUUGAAGUCAGUCCAAAUUCGUUUUGAAGUCAUGAUCACAAGAGUCAUAUUUUCUAUGUACUUGAAAGGACAUAAUUAAUUAUUUCUUUCUGCCCAAAAUCUAUAUGUCCCAUAAACAUAUCAGCAUUAGAUGUCCUUUUUUUAUGUCUUUUCAAUGUCUUUGUGCUCACUGAGAUAUACGGGAGACAAAUGAGUUAAAGUAGAAUUAAUCAGAAAAUAUACCAUACUUUAUGUUGUACCCCUGCCAUUCAAAUAUCCUUUCAAAUCAGAAGCAUUUAUGUCAAGAAAAGCCUGUAAAUUAAGCACUGUACUGUUAUCUUUAUAUGACUGUUCUUACUCAAAGACCCUUGAAAAAAAAAAGGUUUCUGAUUUGGCAUUCCAGUGUUUGCAGGUAAUUUAUGAUAAAUUAUGAACCAUAGAAGGAAUUGUUGCAUGGAUUUUGUAAACGAUUUUCUAUUUAUGCAUUCAGAAUGCUGUAAAUUAUUAUUAUGAAUGCCACUCCUUUGAAUAAAAUUAUCUAAUGGGAAAGUAGAAUAUAUUAUUUGUAUGUCUUUGAAAUUGUGUUCAUUUUUCCACUUUUUAAAUAAAAAGGUCUCUGUGUUUUAUGGUCUGUUUAUAAUUUUUUUUUUUACAGUAAUUAUGUUUUUUUUAUGUUAUAUUUGUGUAGACUGAUAAAGAAAGAUCAAUGAAAAUCACAAGUGAAAAUCAAAGCUGUUGUUUAUUACUGGUAAUCAGAAAUCAUGUGUCAAUCCUGAGUUCAGGUUACUGUCAGUUCUGUGAGUUUUGCAUGUUGUUCCCAUGUCUGUGUGGGUUUCCUCUGGGUUCUCUGGUUUCCUCUUACCUCUCAAAAACAUGCUGGUAAGUGAACUGGGUACACUAAAUUUCCCCUAUGUAUAAAUGAGUAUGUGAAUGCAUGUGUGCAUGGUGCCCCCAAGUGGACUCGGAUCCCAUCAGGUUGUAUUCCUGUCUCACACCCAGUGUUCCUGGCUCCUGAUCAGGAUAAAGUGGUUACUGAAAAGGAUUGAAUGAUUACAGCCACUGGGACAACCAAAGAUUAGUGAUGGCUAUCAGGAUGUUAUAGCAGUUUAACCCUGCUGAAAUAUCCAGCUUGGUCUGACAAUGUACCAGCUGCCUAAACACAUGCUGAACUGGUAAAUCUGGAAGACAAUCUUUGCCAGUUUCUUAUUACUUGACUAAAUUAA